Sus scrofa (pig) is the source of this 1245-nucleotide messenger RNA. RefSeq names its product BRCA2 and CDKN1A interacting protein (gene BCCIP). Gene Ontology annotation, cellular component: nucleus. NCBI's taxonomy places the organism in Eukaryota, Metazoa, Chordata, Mammalia, Artiodactyla, Suidae. The record is from RefSeq and is a predicted model, not a curated record.
GGCGCGCGGAAGGGGCGCAGGCGCAGGGAGGCCGGCAACAUGGCGUCCAGGCCCAAGCGGCGCGCCGUGGGCAAUGGGUCUCCUGCUCCGCGCGAUGAGGAGGAGGAGGAGGAUGAAGUCGGGGAGGAUGAAGACGAUGAAGACAGUGACGAAGGCGAGGAUGAAGAGGACGAGAUCAUCAAUGAGGAAGUGAAUAUUGAAUUUGAAGCUUAUUCCAUCUCAGAUAAUGAUUACGACGGAAUUAAGAAAUUACUGCAGCAGCUUUUCCUAAAAGCUCCUGUGAACACAGCAGAACUAACAGAUCUCUUAAUUCAGCAGAACCAUAUUGGGAGUGUGAUUAAGCAGUCGGUUGUUUCAGAAGACAGCGAUGAUGACGUGGAUGAAGAUGAGAUUUUCGGUUUCAUAAGUCUUUUAAAUUUAACUGAAAGAAAGGGCACCCCGUGUGCUGAACAGAUUAAGGAGUGGAUCCUCCGCCUCUGUGAGAAGAACUGCGGGAAGGGCCUGGCUGAGCAGCUGGGACGGCUCCUCGGUGACGCCGCCAGGCCCGUGGGCUUUCUGCUGAGCGAGCGAUUCGUCAACGUCCCCCCCCAGAUUGCCCUGCCCCUGCACCAGCAGCUGCAGAAAGAACUAGCAGAGGCGCACAGAACUAACAAGCCAUGUGGGAAGUGUCACUUCUACCUUCUGAUCAGCAAGACGUUUGUGGAAGCAGGAAAAAGCAAUUCCAGAAAGAAAUGGAGUGAUCCGAAGAAAGAGGAGUUGAUGUUUGCAAAUGCAGAGGAAGAAUUUUUCUAUGAGAAGGCGCUCCUGAAGUUCAGCUACCCGGUGCAGGAGGAGAGCGACACCUGCCUGGGGGGCAGAUGGUCCUUUGACGACGUGCCCUUGAAGCCCCUGCGGACUGUGAUGUUCGUUCCGGGCGAUGAGAUGAGCGAAAUCAUGGAGAAACUCACAGAGCACCUGUCCGUCUAAGCCGUCUCCCGAGGACAGCGGUGGGCCCGUUUUGGGGAAUUACCAGAAGACUCCGUGGAGAGUUACGGAAAAUGUCAUGACUUUAUUCAGGUUAAAGUCCUCUACAAAAGUAGGCUUCUGUCACCUGUGUCUGUGACGCAUUUACAAAAUAUCUUUGCUUUUUAAAAUUUUGGUCAAAUUAAGAAUGGUUGAUUAAAAAGGUUUCCAAUAAGAAGAAAAACAUGGAGUGGUAAUUGAAAGAACUGAAUAAAAACUUCUAUUUUUAAUUUUUAAAUAACA